GUUCUUUUGAGGCCGGCCCGGGCCAAUCGGCGCAAGUCCCCAACUUGGCCGCUGCCAGCCACGUCCUCGCUCGUCCUCGUCCUCGAGCGACGGCCGCCGGCGUCGGAACAACCCAACUCUACCUGCAAAUAGCACACCACCACGCAGCAUGGCCGCUGUCGUCACAGCCACCGACCCUCUGAAAAUAGCUUGCGAAACCACGCCCAUGACACACGAGCGCAAGCCCCGGGCAGGCCGACCGCGCCGCAAGCCCGCCGCCGAGCGCACCAACCAAGCCGACGCCGGCCUCGCAACCGACCUGGCGGCGCUCAAGGUGUCGCCGACGUCGUCGACAUCAACAGCGUCCUCGACGGGCUCGACUUCAACCUCAUCCAAGAAGGCGGGCAAGAAGCGUCCGCCCAAAGCCAAGGCGAGUGCCGACGACGCGCCGCCCGUCGCACGCGCCCUCGACGCCAACGAGAUGAUGCUCAUGCAGUCGCUCAUGGGCAGCUUCGGCGCCAGCAACAACAACAAUCACAACAACCACAGCACGGACGACGAGCAGCCAAUGGCCCUUGAAGCUAAGGCCAAGCCGUCCAACAAGAAGGCGUCCAAGGCGUCGUCCGAUCCUGUCGACAAGCGCGAUUUUCUCUUUAGCGGUCUCCCGGUCGCCGUGCGCAGCCAGCUGCAGCUCGACGACGUGGCCCAGUACAGCGUCACGGACAUGAAGACGGCCGCGCGCAUCUCGCACUUCAUCAUGACGCUCCCGGGCUUGACGCCCAACAGCGUCAUCACGGACGCGACCGCAUGCGUCGGCGGCAACACGGCGUCGUUCUGCACGUUCUUUCGCUACGUGCAGGCCGUCGAGAUUGACCCGACGCGCUUCCGCAUGCUCGUGCACAACAUGCACGGCGUGCUCACCUUUGUCAACAUCCAGUGCUACUGCGCCAGUUACGUGGACGUGGCGGAGCAAUUUCUCCAAGACGUGGUCUUCAUCGACCCGCCGUGGGGUGGCCCCGAGUACCGCUCGCGGUCGACAGUCGACUUGCACCUCGGUGAGACGCCGCUCGCCGACCUCUGCGAACGCCUCGUCGGUCGCACGCAGUAUGUGGUCAUCAAGGUGCCGCAGAACUUCGACAUUGAGCGCUUCACGUACCGCGUCUCGGGCACCGUGAGCUACAUCACUCACUUUCGCAAGAUGGCCAUGGUCGUGCUCGACUACCGGUUCGUCACGCCCAAUGGCGCUGACGAUCUUAGCAGCAAGACGGUGCCGGGCGACGACGAUGGCAGCAACAACAACUCGGUCGACGUCGAGGACAACAACUCGGUCGACGUCAAAGACGCAGCGGACGCUCCGCAUGACACGUAGCAGGACGUUUAUAAUGAAAACACGAAUGACCAUAUCACGAAA
Saprolegnia diclina VS20 is the source of this 1390-nucleotide messenger RNA. RefSeq lists its product as hypothetical. Lineage: Eukaryota; Oomycota; Saprolegniomycetes; Saprolegniales; Saprolegniaceae. The coding region runs from base 149 to 1348 and encodes 399 amino acids. Gene Ontology annotation, cellular component: nucleus. Gene Ontology annotation, biological process: 7-methylguanosine RNA capping; 7-methylguanosine cap hypermethylation. The transcript has a single exon. The record is from RefSeq and is a predicted model, not a curated record. Gene Ontology annotation, molecular function: RNA cap trimethylguanosine synthase activity; nucleic acid binding.